Messenger RNA from Plasmopara halstedii, 990 nucleotides. Its product is annotated as giyyig catalytic domain containing protein. Gene Ontology annotation, biological process: double-strand break repair via homologous recombination. Bases 1 to 990 code for a protein of 329 amino acids. The transcript has 3 exons. NCBI's taxonomy places the organism in Eukaryota, Oomycota, Peronosporomycetes, Peronosporales, Peronosporaceae. Gene Ontology annotation, molecular function: crossover junction DNA endonuclease activity; 5'-flap endonuclease activity. Gene Ontology annotation, cellular component: Slx1-Slx4 complex. The record is from RefSeq and is a predicted model, not a curated record.
AUGCUUUUCUUCUCAUGCUACUUGUUAACCCCCGCGCAACCUCCGCGGCGCCUGCGGUGCACGUACAUUGGUUUCACUGUAUCCCCAACACGUCGCAUACGGCAACAUAAUGGAGAGCUUGUCAAUGGAGCUAAGAGAACGCGAAAAUUUCGACCUUGGGAGAUGGUUGCUGUCGUCCACGGAUUUCCAAGCAAAUUUCGUGCCCUUCAAUUCGAGUGGAUUUGGCAGCAUCCUCACGCUAGUAAAAUUUUGAAGCCACACGCCGAAUCACUUCAAAAAUUUGGAACCUCUCACUCUCUCAAGAGAAAGAUUGUAGAGAUGCUGGAGCUAGUAAAUCUUAAGCCGUUUCGGGGUCUGCCUCUCAUUGUGACUUUUACAAAUGAAGAGAUCCAUAAUAUUGCUCGAAAAUUUGGGAGGAGAUAUCUAGCUGUGCAUUGUGAGACGAAAGCACUGAAGACUUUUGCAGGUGUGGAGAAAGUGAAGAUCAAUUUUCAUUGCUUUAUUUGUGACAAUGAGCUGAAGACUGAGAUGAAAAGUGACGACAUACUAAAUUGUUAUCAUAAAGAUUGCGAAAUGUAUUGCCAUAAGUCAUGUUUAAAAGACCAUUUUCGGUUGACGAGGAGAGAUAAUCAUGACGAUGAUAGUAAAGGAGAGUGUCCAUUAUGUCAGAACCCUUUAAAAGUUGCUUUGACGCAAGGAAUCGGACGGGAGCAGAAUAAGAAGCAAGUAAGUAGUGAUCAAGGACGACGAAUUAAGAGAAACACCCGAGUCAUGGAUAGUCACGUAAACGACUUAGAAACAAGUGAGAGGCACAAAUUCACGGAGAGAAGGAAUCAAGAUAAUGAUGAUGAAGGUGAAUCCUUUGAAUUAUCAAGUAAUUUAUUUACUGAUUGUGAAUUUAAUGGUUGGUUUGAUGGUCGUCGUGAUAUAAAAACUGACAUUAACUGUCAGAAUCGCACAAGUUUAGUAGAGAUAAUCGAUCUCACGUAA